AUGCCCCCGAGCGCCCGCGAGGCUGCCAACGAGCAGAGGCGGCGUCUGCACCACGAAGCAGACGUCGUCGUGGUCGGUGCCGGCAUUUUUGGCUGCGCAAUUGCCUUUGCGCUCGCGCGACAGGGACGCAGCGUCCUGCUCCUCGAACGAUGGCUCAAGGAACCGGAUCGCAUUGUCGGCGAGCUGCUACAACCUGGCGGUGUAGCGGCGCUCAAGAAGUUGGGGCUGGGGGAUUGUCUGGAAGGAAUUGAUGCUAUUCCAGUGACGGGCUAUUCGGUUAUCUACUAUGGCCAGGCCGUAGGGAUUCCGUAUCCUCUCAACGCAGGCGCCGAUUUGGGUUCUACAGGAGGUGAUACCAAGGGCAACGGGGAGAAGCCCUCGAGGCCAGAAGGCAGGUGUUUUCACCACGGCCGAUUCAUUAAUCAAUUGCGCCAGGCGUGUGCCAGAGAACCAAAUAUCACCAUCGUCGAAACCGAGGUCACGAAGACUAUCACUGGCACACACAAUCCACAGGUUCUAGGCGUCGAGUCAACGACCCGGAACCCAAAGACAGGACUUAGAGAGAAGGGAUACUAUUUCGCACACCUCACUAUCAUCUGCGACGGUUACGCCUCGAAUUUUCGAAAGCAAUACAUCAACCGAAAAUCGGUAGUGAAGAGUAGAUUCUACGCCCUCGAACUAAUCGAUUGUCCUAUGCCGACCCCAAACUACGGAAUCGUCAUAUUAGGGGAGUCAGCCCCCGUUCUCCUCUACCAGAUCGGCACACACGAGACAAGAGCUUUAAUCGACGUCCCCGAGAACACGCCCACAGCGUCACCCGCUGCAGGCGGCGUUCGAGCACAUCUACGGAACGUCGUCCUCCCCUCAUUACCCAAACAGGUGCAGCCAUGCGUCGAAGCCGCCCUAGCAGACGGCAAGAUUCCACGGAGCAUGCCAAAUAGCUGGCUCCCACCAUCUACACAAACCGAACCUGGGGUAGUCGUCCUCGGCGACGCCAUGAACAUGCGGCAUCCCCUAACCGGCGGCGGAAUGACCGUAGCAUUCAGCGACGUCGUCAUCCUCUCCUCCCUCCUUUCCCCUGAACGAAUCCCUCAGUUAGGAGAUACAGCUGCCGUGCGGCGCGCCAUGAAAGAAUUCCACUGGCGCCGCAAAGGUCUCUCCUCCAUAAUCAACAUCCUCGCACAGGCGCUUUACUCCCUCUUUGCAGCCAACGACUCACAGCUCAAAGCCCUCCAGCGUGGCUGCUUCGCAUACUUCCAAAAAGGGGGCAAUUGCUUGGAUGGCCCCGUCGGGUUGCUUGGUGGGAUCAUCCACCAACCGAUGGUCCUCGUCUACCAUUUCUUCGCUGUGGCCUUGCUGGCGAUAUGGCUUGUGAUAAAAGAGGUGUGA
This is a messenger RNA of Venustampulla echinocandica, 1389 nucleotides long. Its product is annotated as FAD protein. The transcript has 2 exons. Gene Ontology annotation, biological process: ergosterol biosynthetic process. The record is from RefSeq and is a predicted model, not a curated record. NCBI's taxonomy places the organism in Eukaryota, Fungi, Ascomycota, Leotiomycetes, Helotiales, Pleuroascaceae. Gene Ontology annotation, cellular component: endoplasmic reticulum; membrane. The coding region runs from base 1 to 1389 and encodes 462 amino acids. Gene Ontology annotation, molecular function: flavin adenine dinucleotide binding; squalene monooxygenase activity.